Messenger RNA from Iphiclides podalirius (scarce swallowtail), 1233 nucleotides. Lineage: Eukaryota; Metazoa; Arthropoda; Insecta; Lepidoptera; Papilionidae. The record is from the annotation of a GenBank genome assembly.
AUGUCGUUUAAAACUGUUGUAAGAAGCUUUCGGACGCUUAGCUAUGUGGGAAGUUAUAAGAAGAUACGAGACCGACCUUACAAGUUCUACUGUGCGGCAUUAAUUGGGACGGGUUUCGUAGCUUACAGCCAGAUGAAACGUAACAGGGCAGAAAUGAAAGAGAUAAUACAGCUGAAGAACUACAUGGCAGAACCGAUCACGCCACUGGCCCAGUUGGAGAAGAACCAGGACGACAUGAAAACGCAGAUGGAGCUGCUCAUCAUGAGAAUACAGGCAGAGUUCUGUAGGGCCCUGGAAAAAGAAGAGGAUGAGGCAUGGGAAGACGAAAAGACGGUCGACGAUUUUGAUUUCGACAGCGAUAUGUUUGUGACCUCACCGGAGGCAAAGUUCAAAGUGGACAGAUGGACUAGAAACGAGGGCGGUGGCGGAAUCACUUGCGUGCUGCAAGACGGCCGAGUGUUCGAGAAGGCGGGCGUGAACAUUUCCGUGGUCUCCGGGAAACUGCCACCGGCGGCAGUGCAGCAGAUGAGGAGCAGGGGCAAGAAAUUGGAGUCGGCCGAGCUGCCGUUCUUCGCUUGCGGCGUGAGCGCCGUCAUCCACCCUCGGAACCCGAUGGUGCCCACAAUCCACUUCAACUACCGCUAUUUCGAAGUCAGGGAUAAGGACGGCGUACAGUGGUGGUUCGGUGGCGGAACAGACCUGACCCCUUACUACCUGAACGAGGAUGACGCGGUCCACUUCCACCUGACGCUCAAACACGCAUGUGACUCCCACGACCCCACCUAUUAUCCCAGGUUCAAGAAGUGGUGCGACGACUACUUCACGAUACCGCACCGCGGCGAGAGGCGCGGCGUGGGCGGCAUCUUCUUCGACGACAUCGACUCGCCCAGCAAGGAGGAGGCGUUCGAGUUUGUCACGUCGUGCGCCGAGGCUGUCGUGCCCAGCUACAUACCCCUGGUGCAAAAGCACAAGGACGACGCGUACGGCUACCACGAGCGCCAGUGGCAGCUGCUGCGCCGCGGCAGAUACGUCGAGUUCAACCUGGUGUACGACCGCGGCACCAAGUUCGGCCUGCACACGCCCGAGGCCAGAUACGAGUCGAUCCUCAUGUCCCUGCCACUGAACGCGAAAUGGGAGUACAUGCAUGAGCCCAAGGAGAAUUCGCCGGAGGAGAAACUAAUGAAGGUCCUGAAGGAGCCCAGGGAUUGGCUAAAACUCGAACGAGCCACCGCA